Messenger RNA from Sipha flava (yellow sugarcane aphid), 1805 nucleotides. RefSeq names its product sulfide:quinone oxidoreductase, mitochondrial (gene Sqor). The transcript has a single exon. Gene Ontology annotation, molecular function: sulfide:quinone oxidoreductase activity; FAD binding. The record is from RefSeq and is a predicted model, not a curated record. NCBI's taxonomy places the organism in Eukaryota, Metazoa, Arthropoda, Insecta, Hemiptera, Aphididae. The coding region runs from base 235 to 1500 and encodes 421 amino acids. Gene Ontology annotation, cellular component: mitochondrion.
GUUGGCCGUCAAUUGGUUAUUUAUUAUAUACCUACAUCCUGAGAAGUUAAUAAAAUUCGCAAUUAUCAGUUAAGCUUAUGCUUAUGUUCAGCAAUAAUUAAGAUAACAAAAUAAUCUUAAAAUUAUUGUUAACGUUGAAUGAUAUUAAACAUAAUAACAAUUUAGUUCUUAAAAUAGUCCAUAAUAUAUCAGUUCACAACUACUAAGUAAAAAUUUUCUCUUAAUUGUUUCACAAUGUUCUCGACUCACAUGAUUUCCAGACAUAUUCAACACAGCUGCAAAUUUCUUAUUGUCGGUGGAGGUUCUGGAGGAUGUACAAUGGCAGCUAAACUCUCAAAGUACGAAAGGGAUGUAAUCAUGCUGGAGCCAAAUGAAAAACAUUACUAUCAACCAAUGUUUACGUUGAUAGGUGGAGGUAUGAAAACCCUUUCACAAUCUUAUUGUUCUACCAAAUCACUCAUUCCAAAGAAUGUAAGUUGGAUCCAAGACAAAGUUCAUAGUUUUAACCCAAAAAAUAAUAGUGUAACUAUUUCAAACGGGGAUACAAUUCAUUAUGACUAUAUGGUUGUGUCGGUUGGAUUACAAUUAAAUUAUGAACAAAUCACUGGCUUAAAGGAAGCUCUUGAUUCUAAAGAUAGUGGUGUAUGUACCAACUAUUCAUCUCAAUAUGUAGAAAAAACUUAUCAAGUACUACAGAAUUUCAAAAGUGGAAAUGCAAUAUUUACAUUACCUAAUACACCAAUUAAAUGUGCAGGAGCUCCUCAAAAAGUUAUGUAUAUUACUGAAGAUUAUUUGAAAAAAAAAGGGAUAAGAAAUAAAGCCAAUAUUAUGUAUAAAACAUCCACACCUGCUCUAUUUUCAGUCAAAAAAUAUGGUCGAAAACUACAGCAAAUAUGUAAUAUGCGUAAUAUUUCAAUUGAGACUAGACAAAAUUUGAUAAAAAUUAAUCCUACUCAAAAAAUAGCAACUUUUGAAUUUCUUGAUGAACCGAAUAAAGUAGAAUCUGUAGAAUAUUCUAUGCUUCAUGUAACACCACCAAUGAGUCCACCAGAUGUUUUAAUUCAAUCAAAUCUUAGCAACAGUGCUGGGUAUUUAGAUGUUGAUCCUUACACACUGCGUCAUAACAUUUAUGGAAAUAUAUUUGGAAUAGGAGAUUGUACAAGUUGUCCGACAUCAAAAACAGUAGCUGCUGUAGCAGCGCAAAGCAAGGUUGUCCAUAAAAACAUGAUAAAUGUUAUAAAUGGUAAAAACAUGGAAGAGAAGUAUGAUGGAUAUACAUCUUGUCCAAUAAUCACCAGUAAUAACAAAUGCAUUUUAGCAGAGUUUAAUUAUGAUUUAAAACCAUUAGAAACAUUCCCAAUUAACCAAGGAAAUGAGUUGCACAGCAUGUUUUUACUUAAAAAAGAUAUUCUGCCAAUUAUUUACUGGAAUUUGAUGCUUAAAGGUAAUUGGAAUGGACCAAAAACGAUAAGAAAACUUAUGCAUUUUGGUCUAUAUUAAAUUGACCCAAUUCAAACAUUUAUAAUGUAAAAACUAUAUAAUCAGUAAUCAAUAGGAAAAUAGUAAUUGUUAUAAUAAUAAUAGUGUCAUAGUAUUUAUCGUUAAGCAAUAUUAAAUGUCUAACAAAUUAUUUACUUUAUUUAGGAAUAAUUGCUUUUCCUUGCAUUUAAAGUUAAUAUUUUAUUUAGCGCUAUCGAAAAUUAAAAACAACAUGAUAAUUAUGAUAUUGAGUAUAACUUAAAAAAGUAUUUCCAAAAACUUUCACAAAGAAUUUAAAAGAUAUAGUUUUGAAUUUUCAUUGUAUU